Messenger RNA from Castor canadensis (American beaver), 1290 nucleotides. RefSeq names its product fms related receptor tyrosine kinase 3 ligand (gene Flt3lg). Gene Ontology annotation, biological process: positive regulation of cell population proliferation. The record is from RefSeq and is a predicted model, not a curated record. Gene Ontology annotation, molecular function: receptor tyrosine kinase binding; cytokine activity. Gene Ontology annotation, cellular component: membrane; cell surface. Lineage: Eukaryota; Metazoa; Chordata; Mammalia; Rodentia; Castoridae.
UGGGGGUGCGGGGCCGGGUUCCCAGGUCCCCGACCUGGGGAGGGUUCCGGGGACCGGACGUCGGGGUUCUUAGAAGGGGAGAUGAGUUGUCACCGUAACUGGGGCUCACGCAGGAAGCCUGGGACAGUGAGAGGCGGAAACUUAGCCACAUCAAGGGCCCGAGGGAGGGGCGGCCAGGCGAAGGGGAGGGCGAGGAAGGGGCUACGGGGUGUGUGUCCGAGACCUGCCCUUCUGUCCCUCCCAAGAAUCGGCCACAAGCAUGAGGGGCCACCGGCCGAGAUGACAGUGCUGGCACUAGCCUGGAACCCAACUUCGUCCCUGCUGUUACUGCUGCUACUGCUGAGCCCCGGCCUCCGAGGGACCCCCGACUGCUCCUUCACCCACAGUCCCAUCACCUCCAACUUUGCCAUCAAAAUCCAAGAGCUGUCUGACUACCUGCUUCAAGAUUAUCCAGUCACGGUGGCCUCUAACCUGCAGGACGUGAGUCACAGCUGGGAGGGCCCCGGGAUGGAGGUGGGACACAGACUCCAGAUGCACCACCCUGCAGGGACAAGGCUGGAGGAGCUCUGCAAGGGACUGUGGCGCCUGGUCCUGGCCCAGCGCUGGAUGGAGCAACUCAAGACUGUGGCUGGGUCCCACAUGCAGCGUCUCCUGGAGUCUGUCAACACAGAGAUGCAUUUUGUCACCUUAUGUCCCUUCCAGCCCCUCCCCAGCUGUCUUCGCUUCGUCCAGACCGACAUCUCCCACCUCCUGCAGGACAUCUCCGCACAGCUGGUGGCCCUGAAGCCCUGGAUCACCCGCAGGAAUUUCUCUCAGUGCCUGGAGCUGCAGUGCCAGCCCGACUCCUCUACCCUGAUACCCCCAAGGAGCCCUGGGGCCCUGGAGGCAACCAUGCUGCCAGCCUCACAGUCCCCUUUGCUGCUACUCCUACUGCUACUACCCCCUACCCUCCUGCUGCCAGUCGCUGCCUGGUGUCUGUGCUGGAGAAGGAGGAGGAUCACGAGAACCACACCCCGCCCUGGGGAGCAGCUGCCCCCUGUUUCUUGUCCCCAGGAAGUGCUGCUCGAGGAGCAGUGACCUGGCCAUGUCCUCAUCUUGGUGAGAACACUGAGGCCCAGCGAGAGGAGUCACCUGCCAGAGGAUGCAGAACCAGGACACAGAGGAAACUGGCUGGAGGCUGGUUCCUUCCUGGGGCCUGUUCUCAUCCCCAAGAUGCCAGAAUGCAGCACCUGCCCCACUUACCGGCCUCUGUACAAAGCCCUAAUCCCAGUGAACUUGUAUAUAAAUCAU